AUGCUCAGCUGGUACUGUUACUUUGGUGAUGGUAAUGCUUCUACUGUAAAUGGUAAAGAUCCUUCACUUAUGUGUUUUUCUGUAGUUAUUGAUGAGGCUAUUUUAUGGCAUAAAAGACUUGGACAUGUGAAUUAUAAUGAUUUAGUGAAUUUGUCUAACAAUGAUCUUGUUCAAGGUAUCCAAGUGAAACAACUUGAUGAUGGGAUUUUCAUAUCUCAAUCAAAAUAUGCAAAUGAGCUAGUUAAGAAGUUUGGUAUGAAAGAUUUAAAGCAUGUUCAAACUCCUAUGAGUGCUUCAUCUAAAUUGGAUAAAGAUUCUGAUCCUAACAAGGUUGAUCAUUUCUUAUAUAGGAGUAUGAUUGGUAGCUUGUUGUAUUUGGCAGCAACUAGGCCAGAUAUUUCAUUUAGUGUAGGUGUUUAUGCUAGGUAUCAAGGUGAUAUUAGAGAACAACACAUUUUUGCAGUCAAGCGUAUUAUUCGUUAUGUUAAUAGUACAUUGAAUUAUGGAUUAUAUUAUUCUUCUGAGUCUAACUCUGAGAUUGCAGGCUAUAUUGAUGCUGAUUAG
Cornus florida is the source of this 564-nucleotide messenger RNA. RefSeq lists its product as uncharacterized. The transcript has 3 exons. The coding region runs from base 1 to 564 and encodes 187 amino acids. NCBI's taxonomy places the organism in Eukaryota, Viridiplantae, Streptophyta, Magnoliopsida, Cornales, Cornaceae. The record is from RefSeq and is a predicted model, not a curated record.